Molecule: messenger RNA, 2357 nt
Organism: Folsomia candida
Lineage: Eukaryota; Metazoa; Arthropoda; Collembola; Entomobryomorpha; Isotomidae
Product: zinc finger protein OZF-like
Exons: 7
Coding region: 283-1254 (323 amino acids)
Biological process (GO): regulation of transcription by RNA polymerase II
Cellular component (GO): nucleus
Molecular function (GO): sequence-specific DNA binding; DNA-binding transcription factor activity, RNA polymerase II-specific
Source: RefSeq, a predicted model, not a curated record
AGCCAAAAAUAGUAAGCAUUGUAAAAAAACAUUAGUCAACAAAAGUAAGCAAAUGUUUGAAAAAUAAUAUUUGUACACAUUAGCGCAGGAAAUGAAUCCGCAGCUGGGGAUAACAAUGCGUCCUUUAAAUCAAUUUGUGGUGGAACAAGAAGGCAGGAAUUUGUGGAUUUGGAACGAGAAACUUUACCAGAUGGCGAAAAAUGUGCUACAGAAGUGGAAGGCAUUAGUGGUUUCGAAAUUAAAGAAAUUAAGUUGGAGGAGGUUGAAUUCCACGACGAAUCUAUGGAGGACGACAUGGAUGUAAAAAUGUUCGCUGCAGAGCUUCCACAUGACGAGAAUCAAGACGAUUUGAAAUCAAUUUUAAGCCACACUGAUUUACAGUCUAAUAAUGUCGAGGCAACUAAUGAUUCCUUGAAUUUAAAAUGUCACGGUUGUGGCGUCGUGUUCGACAAACUUUGGAAGCUACGUCGCCACGAAAAUAAUCCAUGGAUGGGUGAAACUUCGGGAAGAAGGAAGAAAAGCAGAAGACCUGCGGAUGAAUUAGUACAUUCCUUAGAAGAACCAGUCUUGAAACGGUCACACCAAAGUCGACUCCGGGCAGAACAAUUGAUCAACAAAAUAGCAAAGCAUGAACUUAACAAAACAAAAAUAAUUACACAUGAGACGGAAUCCGAUUCAAGUAAUAAUUCUGGUUUAUCAGAUCAGGAGCUAUCAGAAGAAUAUGAGGAGGCCCCUUCAGCAAAACUAAGCUUUAGGAAAAAAGCUUGUCGUCGUACGGAGGGUCAAACAAAAAUAUCGAUAAAACAUUGCGAAAUUUGUUCUGCGAGAUACCCGUGUUCACAAGAAGUCAUGCAUUCGCAAAGUUAUCGACAUCGCUCGGCAAUCAAGGAUCAAAUAGUGGAUUCACAAGGGAGCAUAAUUUUUACAUGCGACCAAUGUCCUGACCAAGAAUUUACGGAUUUCCCGCAACUUCGACAACACAAGAAAUCGGUGCAUUUCGUAAACGAAAAAUUCUGUCAGAUUUGUGACAAGUCGUUCUCAAGGACACGUGCCUACAAAAUCCAUUUGCAAACACGUCUGCAUGCCAUCGCAGCGGGAGAUGAUGCGGUUGAAAAGCUGGAAACAACAAUGAAAUUCCAGUGCGACAAGUGCGGUAAAAAUACCCCUCGGAUACAAAACUUGAAAGACACAUUAGAGAUGUUCAUGAUCGAGCUUUCGUUUGCGGAACAUGUGCGAAACAUUGCGAGACUUUAGAUGAAUUGACGAAGCAUUCCCUCCGAAGUAGAUAACUAAUCGCAGCAAUAAUAAUUACAUUUACUUUUAUAAUAUUUAGAUUCAUUCCUAACGAAGAGAAAGCUUAUGGUUGCAAGUUAUGCACAAAAAGAUUCACAGACUUUCGCAGUAGGCAGAAACACGUGAAAUCAUUCCACAAAGGAUUUCGCUCCAAGUGCAAACUUUGCGAUAAGGAAUAUACUUAUAAUUCUGGCUUGAGAAUUCAUAUGAGAAAAUGUCACGGAGCGAAGAAUGGGAAAUCUGAAGCAAAAAAUAAUAGCAUCGAUCCAAAGUUGAAAAGGGAACGGUUCAAGUGUGAAGUUUGCCUGGAAAGCAGGACAACAAAAGCUGACCUCAAACGACACAUAGAACUCCAACAUUUUCAAGAUAAGCGGUUUUGUCCGUAUGGUUGUUCGGAGGUGGAAUUUAGUACCGAAGAAGAAUGGAUAAAGCAUUUGGAGGCGUGCAAUUCGGAUAAAAUUACCGAAAAUUCGCGAGCUCGUUACUUCUUCUGUGGGGACAUAUUUCGCAACCAGCUUCUUCGACUAUCCCACCAUCUCCAUUCCCAUAAAAUAUUGGACUGCAACUUUUGUACAAACAAAUUUACCACCCAAGCCGCCCUGGACCUGCACUAAUUUUUGCAUAAGGAACCCAAGCCUCAUCUCUGUCCCAAGUGUGGCAAGCGGUUUCGACAAGGAUGGAACUUGAAACUUCACUCCACCCUGGUUUGCGCAGAUGACGAGGAGGCGAAGAAGGAAAUGAUGGAAAAACGAAGAAAACAAUAUGAUAAAUUCAGGCAAAAGAAGAUGAAGUUCAAAUGUGACGAAUGUUCGAUAGGAUUCGUAUCCCAGAGAAGGCUGGAAUCACACAAGAACAAAACUCAUAAAGAAAUUGCGGAUUAAUAUUUUGUGGACGGAACGCAUUAUGUAAAUAUGUUCAUUGGGUUAUGUCCUGAGUGCAUUAUUUUAUUUUAUUGGGAAGUAUUUCAGUGCCUAAACUAGCCUGUUCCGUCCCUGGGAAUUUCUUAAGGCCAGGCCAAAUUUUAUAAUUACCAUUUGAAUUCUAUAAUUUGUAUUAAGGACCUA